Dreissena polymorpha is the source of this 810-nucleotide messenger RNA. RefSeq names its product tachykinin-like peptides receptor 86C. Gene Ontology annotation, biological process: G protein-coupled receptor signaling pathway. Gene Ontology annotation, molecular function: G protein-coupled receptor activity. The transcript has a single exon. The record is from RefSeq and is a predicted model, not a curated record. Lineage: Eukaryota; Metazoa; Mollusca; Bivalvia; Myida; Dreissenidae. The coding region runs from base 1 to 810 and encodes 269 amino acids. Gene Ontology annotation, cellular component: plasma membrane.
AUGACGUCAACGGCGUUGUUCCUGUUCACUCUUGCGCUUUCAGAUACGCUCAUAUUGAUCGGAACUCUGAGAGAUUGGGUGCUUUAUAUCUGGGACAUUGACAUCCGGAUGCUGAAUAGCCCCUGGUGUAAAGCGCACCUUUACUUGAUCUACUGCAGCAUCCACCUCUCCUCGUGGCUGAUGGUGGCUGUCACGCUCGAGAGAACAGCUUGCGUGCUCUUCCCGCAUAAAGUGAGAUUGAUGUGUUCCCCACGAAACGCUGAACUGAUCAUCGUCACCAUUGUGCUAGCCGUGUUUGGAAUUAAUAUCAUUAUACCCGUGGUAUUUGAUGUGAAUGGAUACCUGGGCAGGGAGUGCACACUCUCCGCGAAGGAAUACAGAGACCUAUGGGACUAUGUUUAUCAAUGGACAGACCUCACGUUUUCGUUCGGCGCGCCUUUCAUACUGCUCCUAAUUUGGAACGUCAUUAUCGUAGUGCAGCUCUUGCGCUCCCGUUCCAGACGUCAGCGGAUGAGCAUUUCCGGUCAGUCGCGCGACACGCGUCAAGUGUCGAUGCUUAUGAUUGCCCUUUGCGUGUUGUUCGUCUAUCAGCUUGAGAAGAUCGAUGCGCUCAAGACAGUGGAUCCAAGCACGGCCUGGUACGACUAUCAGUUCCUGCUGUUCCAGGCGACUGUUGUCAACCUGGUUGGCUUCUUCAAUGCAACCUUCUACUUUGCCAUCUAUGUGUUCAGCGGCUCGAAGUUCCGCGCAGAGCUUAAUAGCCUGCUUUGUUGUAAGGAAAGAAAGGACACCAGCCUGUUUGGAAGCUAG